UAUACACAGUAGAGCACGAUCGUCCUUUUCGUCUCGCUGCAAUCUCCACCGAGUGAGACACCGGCGAUGGCCGCCGCCCUCCGCUCCUCUUCCGCCGCCACCGUACGGCGCGCCCUCCACAUAUCCCAGGCCGCCUUGUCAGCGCUGCCGUCCGCGUCACGCCCUGCCGCGGUGGCCCCGUUCUCGCGCUCGAUCCCCAUCAUCUCAGGUGCCAACAGUGCUUUCUCAUGGAACUUUAGACGCUUGCUCAGUUCAAAUGAAAAACAUCUGCCUGCACUGUCUGACCCAGAUAUUGAGUCUGCUCUUAAGGAUUUGAUGGCUGCUAGCUGGAAUCAACUUCCACAUUCUCUUGCAGAGGAAGCAAAGAAAGCAGUAUCCAAAGCUACUGAUGAUGUGGCGGGUCAAGAGGCUUUGAGAAAUGUAUUCUGUGCAGCUGAGGCUUGCGAAGAAUUUGGUGGAGUUUUAGUUACCCUAAGAAUGGCUCUUGAUGAUCUUUGUGGGCUAACAGGCGAGAACGUGGGACCCUUGCCUGGUUAUGUAGAAGAUGCUGUGAAAUCCACAUAUAGUCGAUACAUGAAAUAUCUAGAAUCCUUUGGCCCCGAUGAACAUUAUCUACGAAAGAAAGUGGAGACUGAAUUGGGGACAAAAAUGAUUCACCUUAAAAUGAGGUGCAGUGGCAUAGGGUCUGAGUGGGGAAAGGUCACUCUGAUUGGUACCUCCGGGAUCUCUGGAUCCUAUGUUGAGCUAAGGGCAUGAUGGAAGCCUGCUGAUAAGAACGGUGGCAGAAGUGCAGAACAUUGGAUGGGUGCUGGGUAUUAUUCUUUUUCAUUUCACGUGUCGCUAGCGUGCCAAUAACAAUGAAAUCUUGAGACGUACGUGCACACUUACAUAAAUUGUUGGGUGCUGUAAUAAAUCGCAAGUAUCAGGUUCGUGUUACUCCCUCUAUACCGGUUUA
This is a messenger RNA of Lolium rigidum, 955 nucleotides long. RefSeq names its product succinate dehydrogenase subunit 5, mitochondrial-like. Lineage: Eukaryota; Viridiplantae; Streptophyta; Magnoliopsida; Poales; Poaceae. The record is from RefSeq and is a predicted model, not a curated record. The transcript is spliced from 4 exons. Gene Ontology annotation, cellular component: respiratory chain complex II (succinate dehydrogenase). Bases 67 to 756 code for a protein of 229 amino acids. Gene Ontology annotation, biological process: tricarboxylic acid cycle.